AUGACGUCUCUUCCAAACCCAGACAACCGUCCCCUUCUAAUCGGUCCGCCCGCCGGGCCCGAGGCCCCCUUCCCCUUCCGCAUGGAGGGAGAAGUCAUCUCCGGCUUCGGGCGCGGCUCGAAAGAGCUCGGCAUCCCGACCGCCAACCUGCCCGUCGACGACGAAAACACCUGGAUCAAGAACAUCGACUCGGGCAUCUACUUUGGGUGGGCCUCGCUCAAGCUGCCCGCUUCGCAUCCCAACUCGGUUUUGUACCAGAAACCUUCCACUUCUGAGCCGGUUAUGGAGUCCAUUCCCACCCCAGAAGAACAGCAAGAACAACAACAGCAGCAGCAGCAGCAACAAGAACGAGGAGGAGGAGGGGAAUCCGCACAGGAAGAAAAGCUCAUCGACCAACAAACAGGCCAGUGGCAGAUCUACCCCAUGGUCAUGUCUAUAGGAUAUAACCCCUUCUACAAGAACACGGUGCGCUCGGCGGAGGUGCAUGUGCUUGAGAAUUUCGGGGCGGACUUUUACGGGGUGGAGAUGAGGCUGCUGGUUACCGGGUUUAUUCGCAACGAAAAGGAUUAUAGCGGGCUGGAGGCGUUGAUUGCUGAUAUUGAGUUUGACUGUGAGGUUGCUAGGCACAGUUUGGCGAGGAAGGGGUGGAGGGUUAGGGAGUUGGGGGUUGUGCAAGAAGGGGAAGAAAAGGGAGAGUUGGAUGGGAGUUGGUUGGUCCGGUGA
Molecule: messenger RNA, 723 nt
Organism: Sordaria macrospora k-hell
Lineage: Eukaryota; Fungi; Ascomycota; Sordariomycetes; Sordariales; Sordariaceae
Biological process (GO): FMN biosynthetic process; riboflavin biosynthetic process
Cellular component (GO): mitochondrion
Molecular function (GO): riboflavin kinase activity
Source: RefSeq, a predicted model, not a curated record